CAUCAUACAAAUGUGUUAAUAAUGUGAUUCAUUCAUUGUCCAUCCAAUAAUCCGUUCAGUACUGGAUACUCUUCAGCAUUCCAAGGGCAAUUUGUAUUUGGUAGGAAUGCUUCUCAGAACUAUCGGCAGGAAUUCCUCACUCUAAUUGUGCACGGUGUGCACCAUUUGGGAAAAGAAAACGAUUACAUCAAAUUAGAUAGGGCCAUGUUUCUUCAUCAUAACUAGAGCCAAAGCAUGGGGGUUGGGAAUUGAAGAGAAACGGGCGGAAAUGGUUCUCAUUCAAAAAAGCCUCCUUAUACACUUCGGUUUGUUCUGCCCCGCGUCCACCAAAUCGCACCGAAUAGGACAUUAGGACACAGGGCCAGCCGUGACACAGGAGGGCCGAGUUUAUUCUAGGAAUAACGACAGUAACACCAAACCCCGUUAGCCGCGCUACGCAGCAGAGAGCGCGCUGCAAAUGGCGGAGAGCGGCGGCAGUCCGUUCUGUUGUGUUGCGUUGCUAAACGGUUAUACGGUAAACUGAUUCCGUUUCGUUCACUCCAGUUGCGGCCAAAACGAGAGCCAACGCGCCGGUCAAGUACGGGGGAAAAAGUUUUACUACUGCCCACGAAGAAAGUAACGCAAGUGUGCAGCGCAGUGCAGCAGUGUUACCGGUGAAGAAGAAGAAGAAGAAGAAAAAACGUGCAAAAAUGUCAUUCUAGUGACUUAUAGUAAGCGCAAAACGAAAAAGUAAAAGCAUCAAUAUAUAGAGCAUCAUCAUCAUCAUCAGUUUGUGUUUGUGUGUCUGUGUUUGUGCCGAUGGAAGAUGGCGUUUAGCGUUCGGUUGUUAAAAUAUUAAACGUUUCACACAUGCGGAAAGUAGAGCUUCCAACAGUGAACAACACAUAGAAUCGUUGGACCAAAGUUGGUGAUAAAUCGAAGGGGAAACACAUAAGAUUGAUGUGAUUUGAACGUAAACGAGCUUAACAUUGAUUACGCCUGCAAACCAUUCGUAGACCCAAAAUGACCCAAGCGGAAGAGGUUCUCGAGGUGAAGAAUCUCUACCACAGUAACGUACCGGACGAUCAGCACUCGCCCAGCCACGGUGAGAAAGAACAUCAGCAACCGACCAACAACGAGCCGAACAAUCACAACCCAGUGCGAUCGGUGCCGGAUACGAUUGCGGUAACGAAUGGUGAUCAUAACGAUAAUGCUGCUGGCCAUGUUGCAACCGAUGGUGCCUCCUUCAUCCGCGACAGUGCUCCUCCAAGCGGUGACUGGACCAAACAGACACAGUGGCAUCCGCACGUGUACGCAAACCCACCGAAGCAACCACCAACACCGCACUCGAUAAUGGACAUUCUGGGAUGGAAAGGAACGGCCCGCCCGAAGUGUACUGCCGAGAGUGGUACUCCGCUCUCUGUGGCUGCACUAAAGGAAAAUCACACCAAACCUUACGGUAGUCUUUUCGAAUCGUCCACCAAGGAGAGUGAUGGUGGAGAUCAUGGCGUUUCUUCCUUCUAUUAUCGUCCGACAGACGUCGAGAAGCGGCAGGUGGUGGUAGAAGACGAGGAUAUUACCGUGGAUCGGGAUGAGGACAGUGAAGAUGAGGUAGUGGAAGAAAAAGGAAAACUCAAUGUCGAUCGUUCACGACCGAUGAGCCCCAAUGAUGAGCCGCUCAAUCUGUGCAUAUCAAAACCACCGGUAGAAUUCAAUGUUGUGCAGUGUGGAGUAGUAUCGACGGACGCAACGAUGGCUGUGGGUCGGAAAACGCCUAGCGUGGGUCGCAGUUCGUUGGAUCGUAUAAACGAACGAAAACUUACAUCAGAGGAAGAUUCCACACAAGAGUCAACACGGUCCUCCUCCGUACAUUAUCAUCAGCGACACACAGCCGCACUUUCUGCGUCCACCCAUCAGCAACGUCCACGAAGUGUAGCCCCACCACCAACGUUAGCCCACUCUAGCGAUGGUGACUCAGAUAUCUGCAUGUCGAAUGACGACUCCUCCACAACCGAUGGUCACUUUAGCGCCGUUAAUGAUGCCGUAGCGUCGGCCACCAUGACCAUGUCGACGCUUUUUUCGCUUCCCAAACCGUCGGGUGGAUCAACUGGACCGACGAACGGUGGUACCGGUGCGAUGCCGGGCGAGGAGGAAACGGCCAAUAUCACGGCCAGUCACCAUAGACGCAAGAAAAAGGCUCGCACCACUUUUACGGGUCGUCAAAUUUUUGAACUGGAGAAACAGUUCGAGGUUAAGAAGUAUUUGUCGUCGAACGAACGGACAGAGAUGGCGAAACUGUUGAACGUUACGGAAACACAGGUUAAAAUAUGGUUUCAAAACCGUCGUACCAAGUGGAAAAAGCAGGACAGUGCGGGUGGGGUUGGUGGUAGUACUGGGGACGUUCCGUCCGUCGGCGCCAUUUCCUCCACCUCCCAUGCGGUACACUCGCCAAAGGAUGUUGCCAAAGCCAGUGGACGAAUUGCAAACGUUGGAUCGAAAUCGGCCACCACGGAACAGCCAGCAAAAUCGGCCUGGAUGAACGAGCUAGUAAGUGUGCAGGAAUUAGAAUUACACCAGCAACCGGCACCGGCUGGGGGCCAGUCAGUAAAAUCUCGUGCGUACCCGAAAGCCGGUGGUGGUGGUGGUACCGCUGUAAAGAAAGGCUCAUCCGGGAGCGAACAAAGACGCGGUACGGGCAAACAGCACGAGCGACAUCUAGCGGUGGCGGCUAGUAGCACCGAUCGUCGUAGCAGCAGCAGCAACAGUAGCAGCAACAGCAGUAGCCGAAGCAAUAGCACCCCUGUUGAACACACCCACCAACAGAUGGCGCAAUCCGCAUGACGUCCAAAGCGUGGUAAGUUGUAAGUGCAAGCGAAAUGUGCUGAUGUGAAUGUUUCGCGCGUAAGUGUACGGUAUUUGCUGGUAAAAUGUUUCCCGUUAAGCACGGUACAGAAACAUCAAAAGAAAACAGGUUCUUAAAAUAGCUAUUGCACAUAAUUACAGGUGUUCGACAACACAUUCAAUAAGAAUACACUUAUGCCAAGUGAUCGUUCCAAGCAUCACGCAUUCUCGCUCCCAAAUCUCCCAGUCUCCCAUUAUUUGCGAAUGAUAUUAGUUUGUAAAAUGCUGUGCCAUUUGUGGGGGGGAUAAGAUAUGAAACGUCACCGCCCCCCCCACACACACACACACACGGAAGGGUUUAGUUUUUUUUUCUUCGUCAAAAAAGAAGAUGCUUAGGUAGUAGCGUGCGUGCUAGGUUUGUUGUGUGAGCGUUUAUUGAGACGAUGAAUUCGGGUAGUUAGAAGCAAAAGGAACCAGCAGGAAUGGACAUUUAGUUAUGAAACAUAAAAAUGAAUAAAGAAAGAAAAAAAACAAACCCACGCACCAACAUAUUUUUAGACCACAGUAGCAAAAAAAGGGUACGAAAUAAAGUAAAAGAGAUAACUUUUGUGAAGAGUGUCCAUUGUGAAUUUAACACACAAAAAAAAACAACGUUUUGU
Messenger RNA from Anopheles funestus (African malaria mosquito), 3479 nucleotides. RefSeq names its product homeobox protein B-H2 (gene NK7.1). Gene Ontology annotation, biological process: regulation of transcription by RNA polymerase II; cell differentiation. Gene Ontology annotation, molecular function: RNA polymerase II cis-regulatory region sequence-specific DNA binding; DNA-binding transcription factor activity, RNA polymerase II-specific. The coding region runs from base 1003 to 2820 and encodes 605 amino acids. Gene Ontology annotation, cellular component: nucleus. NCBI's taxonomy places the organism in Eukaryota, Metazoa, Arthropoda, Insecta, Diptera, Culicidae. The record is from RefSeq and is a predicted model, not a curated record. The transcript is spliced from 5 exons.